GCCCAAGCCUCCGAUAUGAACGCCACUUUCCGCAAGAAGGUCAGUGAACUGCUCGACCCGGGGUCGCCCGCCAUGGGCAACCAGAGCCGUGGGCAGCCCUGGGAGGGGGUGGAGGUCUCGCCUAGUGGUAGAGCCAACACCAGCCUGCCCAAUGAGGAGGUCUUCCUGUUACCCACUUUCUCCACCGCCGCCAAGGUCCGGGUGGCCAUCACCUUCGUCCUCUUCCUCUCCUCCGCCUGCUUCAACAUCGCUGUGCUGUGGACCGUCACCCAGAAGUACCGCAAGAGGCCGCACAUCCGCAUCCUCAUUGUCAACCUGGCCGCAGCCGACCUGCUGGUGACCUUUGUGGUGAUGCCCUUGGACGCAGCCUGGAACAUCACAGUGCAGUGGUAUGCAGGCGACCUGGCCUGCCGGGCCCUCAUGUUCCUCAAGCUGGUGGCCAUGUAUGCCUCAGCCUUCAUCACCGUGGUGAUCAGCCUGGACCGCCAGGCGGCCAUCUUACACCCACUGAGUGUGGGCGACGCCAAGAAGAAGAACAAGGCCAUGCUGUGUGUGGCCUGGGCCCUGAGCGUGUUGCUGGCACUACCUCAGAUGUUUGUCUUCCAUGCAGUGAGCCGCUCCCAGCCCAUCUACUUCAUCCAGUGCGCCACAGUGGGCAGCUUCCAAGCCCACUGGCAGGAGACCCUCUACAAUAUGUUCACCUUCUCCUGCCUCUUCCUGCUGCCGCUGCUCAUCAUGGUGCUGUGCUACUCCCGAAUCCUCAUCGAUAUCUCCGGUAAGAUGAAGAGAGUCUGCGUCUCCUCCAAGGAGGUCCACCUCCGCCGCUCCUACAACAACAUCCCCCGAGCCAGGAUGCGCACUCUGAAGAUGUCCAUUGUCAUCGUGCUGACCUUCGUUCUGUGCUGGACUCCCUACUACCUGCUGGGCCUCUGGUACUGGUUCUCCCCGGAGAUGCUGAGCCGGAAGAAGGUGCCUCCAUCCCUCAGCCACAUCCUCUUCCUCUUCGGCCUCUUUAACGCCUGCCUGGACCCCCUCAUCUAUGGCCUCUUCACCAUGCACUUCCGCAGGGAGAUCGGGCGCGUCUGCCGCUGCACCCAUCGCAGGAAGGAGCAGGCCUCCACGCUGAUUGGCUCCUUCCGGACCUCCACCACGGCCGCGCCCAUCAGGAGUGCCGGGGAGGACCAGGGGGGCUCGGGCAAGUAUGAACUGGAGGUGACGGUUAAUGUGGCCUUGCCUGCUGGGAGGUGCGAACUGUGCAGGAAGAAGAUAGUGGAGAGUUUCAUAUGAGUGGACCUUUGCCACGCCCAGACUCACCUCUGCUUCCCAGCAAGGAAGAGAGCCCAGUGGGACCCCCAUAAUGUGGGAGCUACUGGGCAAUUGUUCCUUCACUCAAGCACCCACCAAUAAAUCCAGAUUAUUUUCUCAGCCAGUGGCCUCUCCUUGAUCUUCUCCCUUUGUGCCCAUCUGUCUCUCGCUACCCAGAGCUGUGCCAGGUUGCACGCUCCCCAGCUGGCAUGGGUGGAGGUGGACAAAGAGAGCGGACUGCUGUGGGCUUCUGCUCCUUGGAAAGGUCGCCACUAAAGUCUGCUAGCAGUGUGGCCUAGUGGACACAUCCUUGACUCAGGAGACCCAGGGUUUAUUCCCAGCUCAGCUGCUGGGUGACCUUGAGCAAGUCACUUUGCC
Messenger RNA from Chelonoidis abingdonii (Abingdon island giant tortoise), 1683 nucleotides. Its product is annotated as gonadotropin-releasing hormone II receptor-like. Lineage: Eukaryota; Metazoa; Chordata; Testudines; Testudinidae. The record is from RefSeq and is a predicted model, not a curated record. Gene Ontology annotation, molecular function: peptide binding; G protein-coupled receptor activity; protein-hormone receptor activity. Gene Ontology annotation, cellular component: plasma membrane. Gene Ontology annotation, biological process: cellular response to hormone stimulus; G protein-coupled receptor signaling pathway.